GGUGAAUUCUGAUGAACUGUGUUGCUUAAAGAAGAGGCUGGGAGAGCUGGAGGACAUGCUGAGGGAACUCCAUCUCUCCCUGUCGCUGGUCCUGGUGUUUGCCUGUGGCCUGCUAUACCGGCUCACCCUGAGGUCCCAGUGCUUCUUUGCCUGCCUACCUCUCUUCACAUCUCCUCCGGGGCAGGAAGGCCUCUUAAGCAGUGGACGAAGCAUUGUGUUCAUAGAAACUUCUGAAAGAGUGGAGCCACCUCCGCUGGUCUCCUGUGCUGUGGAGUCUGCUGCCAAAAUCUACCCGGAACAGCCGGUCAUCUUCUUUAUGAAAAGGCUCAGCAAUGCCACACAGCUGAACUCAAACACCAGCUACCCAGCUUUCUCCCUGCUCUCAGCCAUAGAUAAUGUUUUCUUUGUCCCUUUGGACAUGAAAAAACUGUUUGAAGACACACCUUUGUUUUCAUGGUACACCAAAGUCAACAGCAGUACUGAGAAACACUGGCUCCAUGUCAGCUCAGAUGCAUCCCGCCUGGCUAUCAUCUGGAAAUACGGUGGCAUCUACAUGGACACUGAUGUCAUCUCCAUCAGGCCCAUCCCCGAAGAGAACUUCUUGGCAGCCCAGGGCUCCCGGCACUCCAGUAACGGUGUAUUUGGGUUUCUCCCCCACCACCCCUUUCUGUGGGCCUGCAUGGAGAACUUUGUUGAGCACUAUAACUCAGGCAUUUGGGGCAACCAAGGUCCCAAUUUGAUGACAAGGAUGUUAAGGGUGUGGUGCAGACUUAAAGACUUCCAAGAGCUGGGUGACCUGAAGUGUCUGAAUAUUUCCUUCCUUCAUCCCCAGAGAUUUUACCCUAUCCCCUAUCCGGAGUGGAGGCGCUACUAUCAAGUGUGGGACACAGAGCCGAGCUUCAACAACUCCUAUGCACUACAUUUGUGGAACUACAUGAAUAAAGAGGGCAGGACUGUGGUUAGGGGAAGCAACACCCUGGUGGAAAAUCUCUAUCAAAAGCACUGUCCUAAGACUUACAGGGCUCUGAUUCAAGGUGCGGACGGGGAAGUGUCCAGAAAGCCAGGUACAGGUAACACAUAGAGGGCUACUGCUGCUGUGGGAAACUGGACACUUCCAGGCUGCCCCACUCUCCACUGUCUCUAGAGGCUAGGACUUAUCCACAUCUUCAGGAUUAACUUUCUCUGGUAAUAAUACAUGCUUCAAAAGAAAAGUGGCUGUAACGUAGAACAUAUUUAUCCUUCAUGGAACAGCAAGUCUGAAGACAGAUAAUUUAAGGACAGGUAUAUUAAUAGUGGCCAUUAGAAGCCCAGGCUUGAAUCUUUUGGAUUGUUGUCCUAGCAUCUGUAGACCAUGUUCCAAGUGGCUGCUGGACCUACAGCCCAUCAUCGGGUUAUUCUAGACACUAGGAUGACAGAAGGAGGAAAGAAAAUGCAUUUUAUAAAGACUUUAUGCAAGUACUUUAUAAGUUCAAAUACCGUGUAUCCUUGCAUCUCCCUGGCUAGAUUGUAGCUGCAAGAGAGGCUGGUAGUUAGCUAAUAGGUAUAUUUAUGUUCUGUUCUAUUUAAUAUUGUAAGAUUAAUUUUAACACCUGUCAGAAUGAAAGGGACAUGGCUGUUAUUGU
Molecule: messenger RNA, 1622 nt
Organism: Peromyscus leucopus (white-footed mouse)
Lineage: Eukaryota; Metazoa; Chordata; Mammalia; Rodentia; Cricetidae
Gene: A4gnt
Product: alpha-1,4-N-acetylglucosaminyltransferase
Exons: 2
Coding region: 56-1081 (341 amino acids)
Biological process (GO): protein O-linked glycosylation
Molecular function (GO): acetylglucosaminyltransferase activity
Source: RefSeq, a predicted model, not a curated record